This is a messenger RNA of Zootermopsis nevadensis, 5175 nucleotides long. It is a transcript of the gene spoon, whose product is annotated as A-kinase anchor protein spoonbill. Gene Ontology annotation, molecular function: RNA binding. Lineage: Eukaryota; Metazoa; Arthropoda; Insecta; Blattodea; Termopsidae. The record is from RefSeq and is a predicted model, not a curated record.
UUUUCUGCGAGUCGUGUUCAGUAAAUGCUACUGCUAGCGGUCGUUCGCCAGGACAAGCCACGUGGUCGUUGUUACCAGCAGCGGAUCUGUCUCGCUUAGUGUUCCAUUGGAUGUCCCUGAGAGUGGCUGUUGUUACUGGCUGGAGAUAGGGAACAUCUGGAUCGCGUAUAGGCCCCAUAUUUGACCACAGAUCAUCACCUGCAUGUGCCAGCAGCAAUCUGAGGACUUUUAUCGAUCAUUCCAGUACUAGAUCAUGUGUUUCGUGUGAACUUUUAACUAUUUAGAUUUUUUUAUUAACUCAGUGCUGGUCGUUCUAACUUUCGGCUGUUUUUUCUGUCAGUAUUUUGAAAUGGAGAGGUUCAGAACUGCUGUGGAGGCAACAGUAAAGGUGGAGGGGCAUUAUGGUUCCCAAUUCAUCACGUCAGCUGCUGGUAUGGUCUCUGCCAACUCUUGCUUUUUUGCUCAGCUUGUUAUGGUAUCACAGGAAGCGGGGCACAUCAUUUCGAAGUGACCCUGGGGGAACAACAGAGGAUACAGGUAGCACAUCUGGAGAUAAAUCUCAGCAAGUAGAAGAUCUUCAGGUGUCCAUCACAGCAUCUCUACCUGCAGAGAGACAACAGACCGGUAAAGAUCUGCGUGAGACAGUUACUAUUGUCUGUGGUGAUAAAGAGAUAAAAAUUGACAAACCCAAGGGACCUGCAGUGAAGGAAGAAACAACACUUGAGGCUUCACACCAACAGAGCUUGGAGCUAGUGCUCAAGGAGAGGGUUCUGACCGAGACAGCUCUUAGUGUCUUUACUGGUGUGCCUGGUGAAGUCGGCAAUUGUGAGGAUUCAGAUAUGAAUGAAAUUGACAUCAAGAAAGAGAUUCAAGAGAUGAGCGCUGUGGAGUUUCCUGUUGAUAAGUUAGUCUGUGUGCAGAAAAUCCCAGUUAAGUCAGUUAUGAAAGAGGAGGCCAAGAUAGCAAUGUUGGAAGGUUCAAUUUGUAAUGGCCUGGAGAGCCCAGAGCACUUAACAGAUAAGAUUAGUGAUACAGAUUCAUCUGUAGCACAAGUUGAGAAGGAGGUGCAUGAAAAGUUGACUACUAGUGUAGCUACAAACAUUUCUCCUCAAGUGUCAUCAGAGUCUUCUCAGACAUUGCCUGAAGUUCAUGUUUUAGCCACAAGAGAGCCACUUGAGAGGACUGCAGAGGAACAAAACAGUGUUGGAGGAGUAGUGGAGGCUUUACCAAUGAACAUAAUAAGUAGUGAAGAAAUCUCGAGAAGGUUACAAAUAUCAGACAUCAGGAUACAACAGGAUAACAAAGACACAAGUGUGGGGUGUGAGGACAGUGAAGAUGAAGCACAGGUUUUACCUCUUAACAUAAACAUUUCGGAUGACUUGAAAUUUGUCGAAAGUUUUGAGAAAAGCAUUGAUUCAAUUCAGUUAGCAAUUGAUACAAAAGUCUCUUCAGUUGUUGAAGACAUGGAGGAGCCAGAAGACAAUGAGAGCGUAAGUAGUGUUGAUAGUUUUUCAGUGGCCACAACCAUUGUAACUCGUAAAUCAAGUAUAGAAACCUUAACAAUGGAGAAACUUGCACAUGAAGAAGAGGAUUCCAAGAAGUCUGCAGGAGAGGUGACUGUUGAAGGAAGUGAAUCUGUGCCACUUGAAUGCACAUUGUCAUCCCUGGAGUUGAAUGAAAAUGUGAAGGGAGAGGCAUCAUCUGAUGCAGAUGGUAUGUCAGGAAAUGGGGCAAUGGCUGGGACAUUUGCUGUGGUCUCUAAACAUCAGAGAACUGAGAGAGACUCUGCCAAUCACAGUCCGGCUGAUGUAAUGCUCGCCAGUCCUUCCAUAAGCAGCUGUUCUGAUGCACAGAGUGAGGGUUCGAGUGACAGUGGUAAAGGCUGCAGUGAUGUGGCAACACCACCUUCACGCACGCCAGCCAGUGGAAGUUCUCUGUCUGGUGACGCUCCCUUACCAUCAGUUUAUGAGUUUGUCCUACCACAGCAUUUGGUAGGUCGUCUUAUAGGCCGUCAUGGAUGCUUUGUCCAUCAAAUUAAGGAAAAAACAAAUGCCAGCAUUUUCAUAAAGAGGCAUCCAGACACCCAGAAGCUCAAAAUAUGUGCUGUAGAAGGAACCCAGGCAGACAUAGAGAGUGCAUUGGAAAUGAUUCGACAAAGGUUUCCACCAAAGCGCUACCCAAAUGUGUCCCUGGAGCAGGUGAGCUUCCUGCCUCCUGUGCCCACAUUCCCACUUAUUCCAGAAACUCUGCAGCUUCCAUUGGUCGAGGGAGUCAACAAUGAUGUGAUCUUGUCAAGUCUCGUGUCACCUGCACACUUUUUCCUGCAGCAGCCAACGCACCCGACGUUUCCUGCGCUCAUCCGCCAGGAUGCUUGCAUGAACGUGUGCUACAGUGAACCUGCUGCACCUCCACUUCCAACACCAAUUCAACUGACUUCAAUCUGUGUAGCACCGGCAAUGGGUGGAUGGUACCGCGCUCAAGUAGUGGCAGUAGAUUCAGAAACAGAUGCCUGUGAUAUCAAGUUUGUGGACUAUGGUGGAUACGUAACAGUGACUAGCUCUGUUCUGCGCCAGAUACGAGGAGACUUCUUGACAUUGCCAUUCCAGGCAGCAGAGUGUUACUUAGCAAAUGUUAUCCCUUUUGGAGGGCAUGAGGCAGAAUGGAGCAAAGAGGCUGUUGAUAGCAUGGAAGAACUAACACAGGGACAAGUCCUUCAGGCUCAGGUGUGUGGGUAUGCUGAGGAUAGUAUGCCAUUGGUUUAUCUCUACGCCAUUCAUGGUUCUCAGGUGGUGCUUAUAAAUCAGGAGUUGGUUUCACAAGGUUUGGCAGAAUGGGUGGAGAGUGCAGAAGCAUAGACGUGAACAACUGAAAUGAGUGAACUAGUCCAGAUAUCCCGGAGUGAGGUAACUGACAUACAGGUCUCCCAUUGGCAUUGGUUUGGCCACUGUCAGUUUAUAAAUUGUUUCCUUUAAUCUGUUGAUUGUGUAUCAGAAUGUGAAUAAACAAGGAAACAGGCAUUCUGGAACUAUUUGUUUACAGUUUGUGUUAACUCUUCAGAAUUGAUGAUGGAUAUUCUUAUAAGUGGUCAAAACCUAAAGUAAAACUCAAGGAUAGUGGUAACUUUGUUACCAGUAGAGCUUUGUGUCGUAAAACUGAAUUUUUUCAUGUGUGAUAGGAUUAAAGAGAACCUGUGAGGCAGAUACAGAUCUGUGACUCCAGAUGGUCAGUUCCUUGGGGAACCGAGCUUCACUGUUAACACUGCAAAUAAGAAGGGAAACUUUGUUUAAAGCUUAGAUUGUCACUACUGAUCUACAAACAUUUAAUUAUCUAUAUGUGUACUCAUUUAUUCUUAUUUGAUUGUAUCUUGCUGGUCAUAACUGAUUCUCAGAAACAACAGUAGGCCGUUAGAGUAUUGGUUCAUGGAUUGAACUGUUUAGUAAUUUGCCAGAAAUUUUAAGAUACAUGGCUUUGAAAUGAGCCUGAAUUAUUAUCAUACAGUAUUACAAUAUCCUUAACUAAUUGAAUUAAUCUUGUGCACCUAUUGUACUAAUUACUGCAUCACAGCUUCACUCUUCUGCCCAUGAUGUGUUCAUGGCAUUUAUAUAACAAGUAUAUGUUGGUAGUCCCAAAUUCUUUAGCUGAUUUUUAUAUGAUGACUCAUGCUCAAGAUUUACUUGUGAUUUUGCAUGUGAAAUUUACUUAGUGGUAACUUAGUCUGCUUUGAUAAGAAUCAAAAUUGCAAUUAAUACAUAAAUUAUCUGCUAGAGAUUUCAUCUGGAAAGUAGAGAGGUAAGUUUAGUAAUGUCUCAUUAGAGCCAUAAAGUAAUGAUGUUUAUAAUGUAUGGAAAAUUUUCAUGGUUGAAUUCAGUAGUGAUGUGUACAUUAGUAGUUCCUGCUGUCAUGGUUUUGUGUCUAUUUUCCUUAUAGAUGUUAAGUUCUCAAGCCAGAAGAAGUGGUGUUUCAUUUUUGCAGGAAGUAUUUUAAUGAUUUACUGUGUGGUGAUUGUAAUGUUGCAUUUUUUGUGUUCAUAGGUUAGUUACAUUCUGUUUGUAAAAUUAAAAAUAAUUGUCAACAUUUGUUGCUUAAAAAUUAUUUUCUGCAAAUACUACUGUUCUUUAAGUUCACUUUUCAUGCAUUCAGUUAAGAUUUGUUGGUUUAUUCUAUUAUGGGAUAAUUGGUUUUAUCCUACUCCAUGAAAAGGAACUAGUUGAACCACUGUUCAUAAGGAAUUUUUUUGUCUACAGUGCAUUGACUAUAUAAUCACAUUCAUUCAUAUUCUGUAUUUAUAAUAAAUCACAAUUGAAUAAUAAGUAAACAUCCUCUAUCAUAAUUUUAUGCAGACCAUUCGUGUGUUACUGGAUACUUUUCUUCUUCGUUGUUAAAGAAAGCUACGGUUAUUUCUCUAUAUUUCUUUCUUAUUACAUUUAAGAUGAAAAUGUGAGCUACUUUUAAUAUGCAUGUUGUAGAAAACAUUUUCAUGGCACUAUCUCAGCAACUCCCUAUUUACGUUCCAGCUCUCCAUAAAAUACAAAAUAAAUAUUUGCAUUCCUUUGCUACGUCAAUUGGCCCAUAGCACAAAUACCGAGUAGCUGUACAUUUUACGAACUUAGUGUUUUUACAGACUUCCAUUAGAAUUUCUGUUUAGUGAUGCUUGUAUUAUUUACCUUUCUUUGUGAUUGAUGUUAAUGAUGGCAAGAAGAAUUAACAUGUUCCAUAUUUGCAAGGCCAUGUGGUCUUGUUUCUAAACAUUUGAAUUUCGUACUGUCAUGUUGUUUCCACAGUAAUAAUGUGUACUGUAUUUAAGAAUUUAUAUAUUAUCACCAAACAACAGAAGAAAAUAUGUGCUAUUCUAGAGGUGUAUUAUCUAUGCUUGGGGAAAAUGUGGUACUUUAAAUCUAGUUAAGAAUAUUUAACUUUCUUGGUUUUCCAAAAAUCUCUUCAUUUGAAGUAAAUAUGUUUCACCUCGUAAAUGCUAUUUUGUAUCCUCAUGAUUUAAGCAAGAACUUAAUGCAGUCAUACUUUAAAGUUAAUUGUGUGUGUUUUGAUUAUUACCAGUCUCUCUAUUCUUCCAUCACCAACAGGUUGUGUUUGGAUGUACACUUAGGACAUGAUGAUUAAAGUUAUUUCUUUUGUACAUAUUGCAUAAUGUAUUAUUUAAAUAUAUUUGAAGUUAAA